CCAGCUCUGUGUUUAGAAGAUAUGGUAAAAGGACCAUGUCGUGCACGUCACAUCCGGUGGUUUUACAAUGUUACAGCAGAAAUGUGUGAGAGUUUCUUCUAUGGUGGUUGUCGUGGAAACGAAAAUCGGUUUCGUACAAAAGAAGAUUGUGAGGAUAUAUGUAUGACGAACUUUAUUAUGAAAUGA
Molecule: messenger RNA, 186 nt
Organism: Lottia gigantea (owl limpet)
Lineage: Eukaryota; Metazoa; Mollusca; Gastropoda; Lottiidae
Exons: 1
Molecular function (GO): serine-type endopeptidase inhibitor activity
Source: RefSeq, a predicted model, not a curated record